Microplitis mediator is the source of this 1732-nucleotide messenger RNA. It is a transcript of the gene Ipk1, whose product is annotated as inositol-pentakisphosphate 2-kinase. The transcript has 6 exons. Bases 49 to 1476 code for a protein of 475 amino acids. NCBI's taxonomy places the organism in Eukaryota, Metazoa, Arthropoda, Insecta, Hymenoptera, Braconidae. The record is from RefSeq and is a predicted model, not a curated record. Gene Ontology annotation, molecular function: ATP binding; inositol-1,3,4,5,6-pentakisphosphate 2-kinase activity. Gene Ontology annotation, cellular component: nucleus. Gene Ontology annotation, biological process: inositol phosphate biosynthetic process.
AACGUGAAAGAUAAUUAAGUCUGGACUGGAUAUAUUUAUAAAUAGCAGAUGGACGAGAUGGAAGUCGGCGAAUUAGAUGAUAUCGAUGGAUGCUGCUAUCGUGGAGAAGGAAAUGCCAACUUGGUCAUAUCACUACCAGCUGCCAGAAGCGUGCUGCGAUUUCGUAAAAUAAAAUCACCAGACGAAUUACCAGCCGAUGGUGGAAGAUCACGAGUUGAAUUUGAGUACAAAUUUUACAAGGAAAUAAUUACUAAGUACCUGGGUAAUUUUGUUAAGGAGCCAAAAAUUAUAAAAUACCAUCCUAGAGACAUACCGCACUGGAAUAAACGCAUUGAACCUCAUCGAUCAGGUCACCGUCGUCACAAGAGUUUAUUCGAGGAAUAUGGAACUAUACUUCCAGACUACACAUUAUUGCCGUUAGAACUCGAAGGAAAGAUACGAGGGGAGAAGCCAACGUUCUGCGUUGAGAUAAAACCUAAACAAGGCUUCGUGCCUGAGGCUGAUCGCCACGUACAGAGAUGUCCUUACUGCGUCAAUCAAUUUUAUAAGCUCGCUAAGAAGACAAUAUCAAGACGCAGCGGUUACUGUCCAUGUGACCUCUUUUCUGGUGAUACAAGUAGAGUGAAACGUGCGAUUGAUGCACUAGUAGAAACACCGCAGAAUAAUUUCAUCGUCUUUAAAAAUGGGCAGCGUGUCUGGGCCGAGGGAUAUGAGCGUAUGGAAUUGGAGCGGUUGUUAGCCGAAUGGUUUUCAAACGGCUCGUCUCACGAUAUACAACGGCUCUAUGAGGACUUGAGUCACCUCCUUUCCGAGGCGCUGCUUCGUGAGUUUCCCGUAGGCAAAGACGAUGAUGAUGAUGAUGGUCCUACUUCCUUGUUGGAUCCAAUUAAACAAGUUCAAGCGAUACCGGUUCUAGUGGAACAGCAGCAUCAACUCGAUCGUGAGACGAUAAAUAAAGCUGCUAUUAAUUUUAAUUUACUCAACGAGGCAUGUGAUUUUCCUCGUGGAAAUUUACCUCAGGGGUCGGUGCUAAAUCGUAUUUAUCGUAUGCAACAAUUGCAUUGUAUCAGCAGCGAUAUCGUUUAUGCAAUCUACUCAAUGUAUUCAUCGAUUGUGGAUGAACAAAUGGUUUAUUUUCCAAGCACCAACGACACAGCAAAACAGUCCUUCUCCUCCACCUCUACCAGCGAACGUAUUUGUAAUGACAAGACGUUAAAUAAAACCACAAUUGCACUUUUGCGUAAUUAUUUGUUAUUCAGUAUCGCCCGGGACUGUUCCAUUCUUUUAUCUUUUCGUGAAAUUGAUUUAGAGAGCGCAAAUAAUAUUCCAAGUGAGCACGUCAUUAAGUUUUCACAGCAACAACGCUACUUUUCAUUCAGCAUCGGUAUCACGGAUGUGGAUCCGAAGAAUCUUAAUCGCAUUGAAAAACAUCGCGAGCGUACAAUCCGUGCCUUGAACUCCGUAACAGUCGACUGAAGAUCAACAUCAGCAUCAUCAUUUUGCUAUAAAAAAAAACCACGGCUGCAUACAUUUGAACAAUGGACCAUUUCUUACUCAAAAGCUGUGAUUAUCCAGCGUUCAAUGUACACUCCCCCCACUACGCAUCAAAUAACAACUUUUAUAAUGAUAUAUCCAUAUAAAUAUAUCACAUGGAAAUGUAUUACUAUGAUAUGUAGCAACCAGUUGAUAAAAAAAAAAAAAUGCCAAUAAAUCAUUCAUGUCAUUCAUCAUU